AUGCUUUUGAGUGAAAUAUUAAUAAGUGUGACAUUAAGUAUUAAUUUCUACGGUGUUACCUCCUUACAAAUACAAGAGUCGACAAAAACAUGUGGUUAUGAGAGUUGUAAUCCAGUAAAGGACGAUAUGCUAAACGUACAUAUUGUUCCACAUACACAUGACGAUGUUGGUUGGGUCAAGACUUAUGACGAGUACUACAGACAAGAUGUGCGGACGAUAAUAUCAUCUGUUGUAGACAAUCUAGAGCGUGACCGUAAAGCAGGUGGAAACAAACGUUUUAUAUACGUUGAGAUGGCGUUCCUGAAACUCUGGUGGCAGGAACAAAAUGAUACAAUAAAGGAUGUAGUAAGAAAUCUGGUCAAUGAAGGUCGCCUGGAGAUUAUUCUAGGAGGAUGGUGUAUGAAUGACGAGGCUACACCAUACUAUAUAGACAUCAUUGAUCAACAUACUCUCGGCUUUCAAUUCAUCAGGAAUAACUUCGGGGAAUGUGGCCGGCCAAAAAUUGGUUGGCAAAUAGAUCCGUUUGGACAUUCUAGAGAAGUUGCCUCCCUUUUCGCUCAGUUUGGUUUCGAUGGAAUGUUUGUUGGUAGGAUUGAUUAUCAAGACAAACGUCAGAGAGAAAGAACGAAGACAAUGGAAAUGAUUUGGAGGUCCAGCGAGUCUCUGAGUAGAGCAGCAUCUGAUAUUUUCGUUGGAGUAUUGGACAAUGUUUAUUGGCCACCAAAAGGUUUCUGCUGGGACUAUUGGUGCUCGGAUCCGGAACUUGUUAAUAGUUCAGAAGAUUUCAAUAGAGCAAAGGUGGAUGAGUUCCUCCGAAUUAUAAAAGAUGAGUCUGACAAUUACGCUACAAAUCACGUGAUGGUUGAAAUGGGAAGUGACUUUCAGUACAGAUGGGCAGAUAAAUGGUACGAGAAUCUUGACGAGCUUAUAAAGCUGGUAAACCAGAGACAAAAGGAGAAUGAAGAAUUCAAAAUCAACCUUCUAUAUUCAACACCAUCGUGUUAUCUGUAUCAACUACACCGCUCAAAUAGAACAUGGCCUGUUAAACAAGACGACUUCUUUCCCUAUGCUCACAGAGAAAACUCAUUUUGGACUGGUUACUUUACAAGUAGACCAACUCUGAAACGAUUUGUGAGAACGAGCGGUGCUUUACUACAGGUGAUCUUGUUUAUCCAUUACUUUUUACUAAAAAUUCUUAAUUACAACGUGUGUAAUUAA
This is a messenger RNA of Ruditapes philippinarum (Manila clam), 1218 nucleotides long. RefSeq names its product lysosomal alpha-mannosidase-like. The record is from RefSeq and is a predicted model, not a curated record. Gene Ontology annotation, biological process: mannose metabolic process. Gene Ontology annotation, molecular function: alpha-mannosidase activity. NCBI's taxonomy places the organism in Eukaryota, Metazoa, Mollusca, Bivalvia, Venerida, Veneridae. Gene Ontology annotation, cellular component: lysosome. Bases 1 to 1218 code for a protein of 405 amino acids. The transcript has 9 exons.